AUGUCGAUCCUACCACAAGAGAUUCAUACCGCUUUGUCACAGCUCCUGUUGGGACUUUCAACAGCAGACAACCUUGUGCGCGCACAGGCCGAGGAGCAGCUGAAUAAUGAGUGGGUGCAAGGACGUCCAGAUGUUUUGCUCAUGGGGCUGGCAGAACAAUUGCAAGCUGCAGAGGAUUCAACUACGCGAUCAUUCGCUGCAGUUAUUUUUCGACGGAUAGCGGGGCGAUCCGUAAAGGAUCCAAACUCGACUGAUAGCCGCCGAUUGUUCUUUACCCUCACACCAGAACAGAGAUUAGCCAUUCGGCAAAUACUACUACAAGCAUUAAACGGCGAAAGUGUGUUAAAUGUACGGAACAAAGUGGGAGAUGCAGUCGCGGCAGUUGCAGAGCAGUACUCUGAAAGCGGGGAGCCAUGGCCGGAACUUCUUGGUGUUCUUUUUCAAGCCAGUCAAUCGCCCGACACUGGCCUUCGUGAAUCGGCAUUCCGCAUAUUUUCGACAACCCCACAGAUUAUCGAAAAACAGCAUGAGGAGACCGUCGUAGGCGUGUUUUCGAAGGGAUUCAAAGACGAACAUAUUUCGGUUCGGAUCUCUGCGAUGGAAGCUUUCGCGUCUUUUUUCGCUUCCUUACAGAAACGGUCACAAUCUAAAUACUUUGGCUUGGUGCCGGAUCUCUUGAAUAUUCUCCCCCCACUCAAAGAGCCGAACGAGAGCGAGGAGCUGUCCAAAGCCUUUGUCGCCCUCAUUGACAUUGCUGAGUUAUGCCCCAGGAUGUUUAAGCCACUCUUCAACAAUCUUGUCAAAUUCAGUGUCAGCGUUAUCGGUGAUAAAGAACUCACUGAUCAAGUCAGACAAAACGCACUUGAGCUCAUGGCAACCUUUGCCGAUUAUGCGCCAACAAUGUGCAAAAAGGAUCCCAACUAUGCGCAGGAUAUGGUAACUCAGUGCCUGAGCUUGAUGACUGACGUUGGUAUUGAUGACGACGAUGCAUCUGAGUGGGGAGCAUCGGAAGAUCUUGACCUUGAAGAAAGCGACAAGAAUCAUGUUGCUGGCGAGCAAUGCAUGGACCGUCUUGCAAAUAAGCUGGGUGGACACGCUAUCCUCCCUCCAACGUUUAACUGGGUGCCGAGAAUGAUUUCAUCUUCUGCAUGGCGCGACAGGCAUGCAGCUCUCAUGGCCAUCUCUGCUAUCUCAGAAGGCUGUAGUGACCUAAUGGUCAACGAGCUGGAUCAAGUCCUUGCACUCGUUGUUCCAACCUUGCAGGAUCCACAUCCUCGCGUGAAAUUCGCAGGUUGUAAUGCUCUCGGUCAAAUGAGUACUGAUUUUGCGGGUACCAUGCAAGAGAAGUAUCAUUCCGUGGUCCUUGGCUGUCUCAUUCCUUCUCUGAGCUCGGAGCACCCGCGUGUCCAAGCUCAUGCUGCGGCUGCUUUAGUUAACUUCUGUGAGGAAGCAGAACCGGUCACUCUGGAGCCUUAUCUUGAACAACUGUUGGGACACCUUGUUCAGCUACUUCAAAAUCCGAAGAAAUUCGUUCAAGGACAAGCCCUGUGCACAAUCGCUACAAUCGCUGAUUCCGCGGAAAGUACAUUUGCAAAUUAUUACGACCGAUUAAUGCCAAUGCUUUUUAACGUCUUGAAAGAAGAGCAGUCUAAGGAAUACCGGGAGAUUCGAGCAAAGGCUAUGGAAUGUGCUACGUUGAUCGCAUUGGCAGUUGGCAAGGAAAAGAUGGGGCAGGAUGCCUUGGCGCUGGCACAGUUGCUUGCCCAUAUUCAGCAGAAUAUCACCGACGCAGAUGAUCCGCAAUCAUCCUACCUCCUCCACUGCUGGGGCCGUAUGUGCCGUGUUCUAGGAACGGAUUUCGUUCCGUAUCUUCCUGGAGUUAUGCCACCCUUACUUCAAGUUGCUGCUGCUAAAGCAGACGUCCAAAUCCUUGACGACGAAACCCAAAUUCAAGAAGUUGAACAAGAUGGAAAAUGGGACUUGCUUCCUCUCAAGGAUAAAGUCAUUGGAAUUAAAACAAGCGUUCUUGAGGACAAGAAUGUAGCGAUUGAGCUGAUCACGAUAUACGCUCAGGUUCUUGAAGCUGCCUUUGAACCAUACGUUGUCGAGCCAUUGGAAAAGAUCGCCAUCCCCGGCCUUGCAUUCUUCUUUCAUGAUCCGGUCAGAGUAUCUUGCGCUAAACUUAUUCCCCAUUUGUUGAAUUCAUAUAAGAAGGCCCAUGGGGAUCGCUCACCAGAGUUUUAUCAACUGUGGUCCAGGACUGCUGAAAGGAUCAUCGAAUGCCUUAGUGCAGAGCCCGCCGUUGAUACAUUGUCAGAGAUGUUCCAAUGCUUCUAUGAGUCGGUUGAAGUUGCAGGCAAAAAUUGUCUAACCCAAGAGCAUAUGCGUGCGUUCAUUGAGGCCACAAGGUCAACUCUUGAGGAUUAUCAAGUGCGUGUGAAGAGACGCAUGGAAGAUAAGGCUGAGGUAGAGGAAGGGGACGACGAAGCGCUCGACUACGAUUAUGAAGCCGAAGAAGACCAAAACCUACUGAGCGACAUGAACAAAGCUUUCCACACAGUUUUCAAGAAUCACGGUCCAUCGUUUUUGCCAGCAUGGGAAGGUAUCCUACCAUUCUAUGAUGCCUUUGUAGUAACUUCGGAGCCAACGCAACGGCAAUGGGCCCUUUGCGUGAUCGACGAUGUACUCGAAUUCUGCGGCGAACAGUCCUGGAACUAUAAGGAUCACAUUCUACAGCCGUUGAUUAAUGGGAUGCGGGAUGAUUAUGCUUCCAACCGACAAGCUGCUUCGUAUGGUGUCGGUGUUGCAGCACAAAAGGGUGGCGCUCCGUGGAGUGAGUUUGUGGCCGCAAGUAUCCCAACUUUAUUCCAGGUGACGCAGCGCGCGGAAGCUAGGUCUGACGACCAUGUGUUCGCGACGGAAAAUGCAUGCGCCAGUAUCGCAAAGAUCCUACACUUCAACGCCAGCAAGGUGCAAAACCCGCAAGAGGUAGCUGAAAAUUGGAUUAAUACUCUGCCGAUUUUGAAUGACGAAGAGGCAGCCCCUUACGGCUACUCCUUCCUUGCGCAAUUGAUUGAUCAGCGAAAUCCCGCAGUCUUUGCGAAUGCAGACAAAGCGUUCUCAUUUGUCGUCCAAGCACUUGAUUUCGAAAGCAUCCAAGGUGCAGUUGCUAGCAGAAUUGUCGCUUCGGUAAAACAACUCGUAGCGUCGACAAAUGUGAAUGUGGAGCAAGCGCUGGCCACUGUUCGACCGGAGAAACAGAUGAUAGUGCGCCGAUACUUCCAAUGA
Messenger RNA from Uncinocarpus reesii 1704, 3288 nucleotides. RefSeq lists its product as uncharacterized. The record is from RefSeq and is a predicted model, not a curated record. The coding region runs from base 1 to 3288 and encodes 1095 amino acids. Gene Ontology annotation, cellular component: cytoplasm; nucleus. Gene Ontology annotation, biological process: protein import into nucleus. The transcript is spliced from 6 exons. Gene Ontology annotation, molecular function: small GTPase binding; nuclear import signal receptor activity. Lineage: Eukaryota; Fungi; Ascomycota; Eurotiomycetes; Onygenales; Onygenaceae.